AUAAAAAACCAAAGGCGGCCGUCCCUUUCCCACGCGAUCACACUAACUAAGAUUUCAAGAUAUCGAAGGCACUCCAAAAUUGGAGUAAAUUAAAAUCCAUCUCCAUUAAUUUCGACCUGCGCAGGCUGGCAGGAAACUGAAGGUAAAGGUGUAUAGCAAAUUUAAGGGGUAAUGAUCUGAAUGAUGGCGGCCUGUGAAAAGGAAAUGGCUCAUUUGGCUCAUCAAGGCAAAAUAUACGAUGAAAUGCAGCUACUGGUGUUUGAAGAGGACUACAUCGUAAAGCCCUCUGAUGGUCACCCUCUUUCUAUAAGUCGAUUGGAUGGAUCUCUAAAAAUUAUUAGUGAAGCAGAUAUUGGCAGCAAUCCAACAGAAACAACUCUCAUUUAUGGUGUAGUUGGUACAAUCCGAUUACUUGCAGGUACCUACAUACUUGUGGUAACUUCUCGACAGCAAAUGGGCAUGCAUCGUGGAUUUUCUGUUUAUCGAAUCACGUCUAUGAAGUUUUUAUCUUGCAACAAAGUUCUGAAGCUUUCAUCCUUAGCAGAAAAAAGAGAUGAAGCUUACUUUGUGAGCCUCUUAAAAACUGUGGAGAAAACUCCUGGUUUAUACUAUUCAUAUGAAACCGAUCUAACUCUUAAUGUACAAAGGAUUUAUAAUUUAGAAGGGUUAAAAAAAAGGUCCCCGCUGUGGAAACAGGCUGAUCCACGUUAUGUCUGGAACAGAAGUUUGAUAGAAGAGUUGAUAGAGGCUAAACUUGAGCCAUACAUUUUACCUGUUAUUCAGGGCAGCUUUCAGACUAUACAAGUCAAACUUAAAGAAAAAUUAGUUACAGUCACUUUAAUCUCAAGAAGGUGCACGCGACGAAUAGGAACAAGAAUGUGGCGAAGGGGAGCUAACCUGGAAGGUCAUGUUGCAAAUUUUAUAGAAACUGAACAGCUGCUAGAAGUUGAAGGAUUUACAGGUUCAUAUCUACAGGUACGUGGGUCUAUUCCUGUUUUGUGGGAACAAAUUGUUGAUCUGACCUACAAGCCGAAAUUAAAUAUUAUAAAUACAGAUAAAACGCCAAAAGUUGUACAGCGACAUUUUUACGAUCUUGUACAGAGAUAUGGAUCUAUUGUAGCUAUAGAUCUAGUUGAUCAAAAAGGAAGUGAAGGUUCCCUGAGCUUGGUCUAUGCAGAUGCAAUGCAGCAUCUCAAACAUAUAAGAUAUGUUCCUUUUGACUUCCAUCACAUCUGUGGACACUUGCAUUUUGAACGCUUACAACUGCUUUAUGAACAGAUUGCUGAAGAAUUACAAAAGCAAGGAUGUUUUUUACAAAAUUCAGAUGGAAAAAGCAUGGAGGAGCAAACAGGAAUUUUAAGAGUCAACUGUAUUGAUUGUUUGGACAGGACAAAUGUCACUCAGAGCUUAUUGGGUCAAAAAGUUCUGGAUUAUCAACUGAAUAAGAUAGGACUGUUCACUUCCAGUGAAUGCAUAUCACAACAUUCUGAUUUUCAUCAACAAUUCAAGAUAUUAUGGGCAAAUCAUGGUGACGAAAUUAGCCUGCAAUACUCUGGGACACAUGCUCUCAAGGGGGAUUUUGUCAGAUAUGGGAGGCAGACUGUGUCUGGACUAAUUAAAGAUGGUUUCAGUGCUCUUGCUCGCUACUAUUUGAAUAAUUUUCAUGAUGGUAUACGUCAGGAUGCUAUGGAUUUGGUUGCUGGGUACUACACCGUCAGUAGAGGCAUUCCUUCUCCUUUCCAACUAAAUGGCUUCGAGUUGUUUGCUUACCUUCCAAUUGCUUCAGCUUUGAUUGUUGGGGCCCUUACAAUCACAACCUUCUCUCUUCAACAAGCAGCAGAUGAUACACAGAAUUUUCUUUUUUCAGUGGUUUGGGGAGGUCUAACAGCUGGUGUAAUGGCUGUUGUAAAAGCCAAUGGACGGCAGUUCUGCAGCCGGCCUCGUUUGUGCAAACUAUUUUAAAUUGAAGUUCAGAGAUUAGUGUUACUAAUUGAUGCUUCAAAUAAUUUGCUUCUAUAAAAUAUUCAGGGCAGGCUAAAGCAGUCAUGAAAUUUCUGUAUUAUAAAUUUUAUAAAUUAGUAGCUGCCAGUUUUCAUCAUUCAUGUAAUAUGAUGUAACAAUUUUUAGCAUCCAUAGGGGGGCAUUAUCUGGCUUUUGAAACCCGGUGACAAGCAGAAAUUUGAAUGUACAUGCAGUGAACAAUGAAUGGAACUCUUGCAUUGGCACAAGCUUUGUUUUUGAAUGCCAAAAUUACAUCCAUUUUCAAUUGUGAAUCAAAUGUAACUUGGAGUGUGAA
Molecule: messenger RNA, 2296 nt
Organism: Cryptomeria japonica (Japanese cedar)
Lineage: Eukaryota; Viridiplantae; Streptophyta; Pinopsida; Cupressales; Cupressaceae
Product: phosphoinositide phosphatase SAC8
Exons: 21
Coding region: 181-1962 (593 amino acids)
Biological process (GO): phosphatidylinositol dephosphorylation
Cellular component (GO): endoplasmic reticulum
Molecular function (GO): phosphatidylinositol-4-phosphate phosphatase activity
Source: RefSeq, a predicted model, not a curated record